AUGGCCGCAGCUGUCGCAUCUCUAUUCGGUUACAAAGACAAACCUACCUUCGAUGAGAAGGUAUCUCCCGUUGUCAGAGAGCCACCAAAGGCUCUUCCUGCCUCAUGGUAUCGCUCUGAGGAAAUGUACGAACUGGAACGCCGUGCGAUCUUCUCAAAGAAAUGGAUCUUGAUCACCCAUAAAUUGCGCUUCGAUAAACCCGGAGACUUUCUUCGAUUCCAUGAAGCUGGAUUCUCGUUCUUCCUCUGCAAGGAUCGCCAAGGUAGCAUAAAUGGGUUCCACAAUAUCUGCCGUCAUCGUGCUUUCCCUCUUGUUCAGGAGGAUGAAGGCAAUGUCAAAAUCCUGUCCUGCAAGUAUCAUGGGUGGUCAUACGGCUUGAACGGAAAACUGGCCAAAGCCCCACGAUUCGACGAUGUUGAAGGCUUCCAAAAAGAGAACCAGGGUCUCCUGCCUGUCCACGUCCAUAUCGAUGAGCUUGGAUUUGUUUGGGUGAAUCUCGACUCAUCUCCUACGCCAAUUCCCUGGGAAGAAGAUUUCAAGGGAGUCGACACACAGGAGCGGUUUUCGAAAUUCGAUUUCAGCAACUACAAAUUCGACCAUACUUGGCAGAUGGACGGCGAUUAUAAUUGGAAGACGCUUGCCGAUAACUAUAACGAAUGCUACCACUGCACGGUUGCCCAUCCGGAUGUGGCCAACUUGGCCGACUUGUCAUAUUAUUAUACGAUCUCGAAACCCGGACACAUUCAACAUUUCUCUCGACCAAGGGAGGACAGAAUUGAAGAGGAUAUUCAAAAUGCCAGCACUUAUUAUUUCCCAAAUGCUUGCAUGACAGUCUCGUGA
Penicillium waksmanii is the source of this 840-nucleotide messenger RNA. RefSeq names its product Rieske domain protein. Bases 1 to 840 code for a protein of 279 amino acids. The transcript has a single exon. The record is from RefSeq and is a predicted model, not a curated record. NCBI's taxonomy places the organism in Eukaryota, Fungi, Ascomycota, Eurotiomycetes, Eurotiales, Aspergillaceae. Gene Ontology annotation, molecular function: 2 iron, 2 sulfur cluster binding; iron ion binding.